AUGUUGGGUUUCGUUGGCUUCCUGGAUGGUUCAUGCCAUGCUCAGGUGGAGUCCCCGGUGGAGUCUGGAGCACCCUCCACUCUGAAUGCUCCUCGCGAUUUGUCAGGUCUGCCUCUCUUGACGGAAUCAUUUGCCUUGCCUUACAGCCACGAGACUUCUCAACACGCCUACGACAAGUCCAAACAUGCCUCUUAUGCCCCAAACUUUGACUCCAAGCACCUCCGUCACAACCACGACAACAACAACUUCUCCCUCCUCUUCCAGAAGUACUCUGAAGGUCAGCAUUCGCUCUCCAAUUACCCCCAGCCUGCCACAGCCCAAGUCUGA
Molecule: messenger RNA, 327 nt
Organism: Candidozyma pseudohaemuli
Lineage: Eukaryota; Fungi; Ascomycota; Pichiomycetes; Serinales; Metschnikowiaceae
Exons: 2
Coding region: 1-327 (108 amino acids)
Source: RefSeq, a predicted model, not a curated record